Closterium sp. Naga37s-1 is the source of this 1080-nucleotide messenger RNA. Lineage: Eukaryota; Viridiplantae; Streptophyta; Zygnematophyceae; Desmidiales; Closteriaceae. The record is from the annotation of a GenBank genome assembly.
AUGGUGUCAACGUGGCGUGUGAGUACACUUACACACGCUGCGCCCUGGUGCUCCCUGCCGCGCGCCUUACCGCACCCCCCUGCACGCCCUGCCGCGCGCCCUGCCGCGUCCUACCACGCACCCUACCGCGCCCGGUCGCGCCGCUACCGCCCGCGCAUGCCGCACCUGCACCUGCCGCCGCCCGUGCCUGCUGCGCCCUGUCGCGCCGCUGCCGCCAGCGCCUGCCGAACCCGACACCUGCCGCGCGGCUACUGCCCGCCUGCAACCGCAUGCCGUACGCCUGUCGCCGUGCCUGCCGCCGCACUUGAUGCGCGCUUGCCACACGCCCUACCACCGCGCCUGCCGGCGCACCUGCCGGCGCCCCUGCCGCACGCCUGCCGUCAUGUGCCUGCCACCGUGCCCCGCCCGUUAGCGCCCUGCCCCGCGCGUUUCCCGUCCCCCCGCGCGUGCAGCCCGUCCCACAAGGGCGCAACCCGGUCCCGCCCCGUGCGCAGCCCCACGUGCAGCCCGCUUCGAGCGCAGACCAGCCCGCCCUGCGCACUGCCCGUCCCACCGCGCGCGCAGCCUUGUUCCGUCCAGCGCGCAGCCCCACGUACAGCCCACCCCGCGCGCAGACCAGCCCGCCCCUCCCGCCCGCGCGCAGCCUGUCCCGCCCCACGCACUAACCGCCCCGCGCGCUGCCCAUCCUGCCCCGUGUGCAGCCCGUCCCGCCACACGCGCAGCCCCGUCCCGCCCCGCACGCAGCCCCACGCGCAGCCCGCCCCACGCGCAAUCCAGCCCGCCCUGCGCGCAGCCCGUCCAGCCUGCACGCAACCCGUCCCGCCCCGCGUGCAGCCCGUCCCCAGCAACCGCGCACGCCGCCGCCCACUUGCACCUGCGCGUACAGCAGCAGCCGCGCGCGACCGGCUCCCCGCACAGCUGCACGCGUACCAGCAGCCGCGCACGCGCCUGCUGCCCUGCGCGCAACAGCAGCCGCUCGCACAACGCCAGCCGCACACGCACCUGCAGCCGCUCUCGCACGUGUUGCCCCACACGUACCCGCACUCGCACCCGUUGCCCCACACGUACCUGCUGCCAUAG